Molecule: messenger RNA, 907 nt
Organism: Malania oleifera
Lineage: Eukaryota; Viridiplantae; Streptophyta; Magnoliopsida; Santalales; Ximeniaceae
Product: protein GRIM REAPER-like
Exons: 1
Coding region: 340-798 (152 amino acids)
Source: RefSeq, a predicted model, not a curated record
CUUAAUCGCCAUAUCAAAUAAUAUUAUUGAGCAUACAGUCCCUUAUUUUUUCUUAAUUAAAUUUCAUAUGCCCCCGGGUACCUCUCCUUCGAUAAAAUAAGAAGCCCUAGUAGCCUGUUUGGGGUUUAGAAGCAUACUCAAAUGGGUUUUGGGGUUUGGCCCAAAUUCAGCAAAUAAUUUGGCCAACCCAUUAUGGAAAUAGAGCUUUCCUUCCCUUAGAUCACGGAAUAUUAUUUUAUCUCCAAACCUCAAACUUCAAAUACCCAACACUUCUCUUAACCCCCACCCCCCUUGCCCUGAACCCUCCCCAUUUUGAGCCAAUUUUGAGACAAUUCAUCAAUGGCUGCCACUCACAAACUCACACCCAUUCUCCUCUCCCUCCUCCUCCCUCUCCUCCUGCCCUUCCACCCUUGCCCAGCCUCCUCAGCUGAGCUCGAAGACUUUGAAGAUUUUGAAGAUUACACUCUCGAUGCUCACUUUCCCCAUCUCCACUCCUUUCGGCACCGACACCACACCGGUAUAAGGAAAGGUAAGCAUUGUCAUCCUCAUAACAACAUAUGCAAUGGGGUUUCAGUGCGCAAUGGGACUGGCCUUCUAUUUUGCUGCAAAAAGCAUUGUCGUAAUGUCCUUGGAGAUAGGAAUAAUUGUGGGAAAUGCAAACACAAGUGCAAGUUUGGACAGCUUUGUUGUGGCGGCAGUUGCACCAGCGUCGGCUCCGAUGCCACCCAUUGUGGCAAGUGCGAUAAUGCAUGCGAUCCAGGGGUUAUAUGUGAGAAUGGCUCAUGUGGGUAUGCUUGAAUAAACUUCCCUCCAAAAUACAAACACAAUUCUACGUUCUUUGAAUAUAUAAUAAAUGAAGUACAUUAUUGUUCAAUGGAUAUAUAAAUGAAGUAUAUUAUUGUUCAAU